AUGGGACGUGCACUCUACAAAGUAACGACGAAUAUAUCUGGUGAAUUUGUCACAGAUGGAGACGGUAUUGUGAUACUUACCAGUCACAACGUUCAAAAUGCAUUGAAACGCAGUGCAGCCCCGUUGACUAGUACCAGCAAGCAUAAAGGCGAAUUGGUCGGUUUAGCGCUAAGUGAAGCUCACGUGUGUCAUUACACCUCAAUCUUUCAAACACGGAAAGCAUUAAAUUAG
Messenger RNA from Trichobilharzia regenti, 231 nucleotides. NCBI's taxonomy places the organism in Eukaryota, Metazoa, Platyhelminthes, Trematoda, Strigeidida, Schistosomatidae. The record is from the annotation of a GenBank genome assembly.